GUGUGUGCACGCUUGUGCGUCUGAGAAUGCAUGUGCUGGGUGUGUCUUUGUCGCUAGCUUUGUUUGGGUCUCCCGUGCUGCUUGUGUAUGAAUGGGACUAAAUUUGGAGGCGAAGGGUGAGACCAGGGGACAAAGGGGAGGGCCCCGAGUUCUGAAAGGGAACAGGGAUGUGGAAAUGGAUUUGAGGGAAGGUUCCAGGCUACUUGGAAAGAGGAGGAAUGUUGAGGUAAUUGUGGAGACUGCUCCCCUAGGGUUAGGGUGUGAUGGACGAGCCAGAUGCUGUGGUCCUGUGGGCAAGAUGUGAAAAUGUGGCAUGGGCUUCUUUUCCUCCAGGACUGUGUGGGGGUGACAAGAGGCCUGAUAAGGAUGGCAUCCGGCUGCUACCUUCAGCACUGGGUGUGAAGAAGAGAAAACGAGGACCCAAGAAGCAGAAGGAGAACAAGCCAGGAAAACCCCGAAAACGCAAGAAGCUUGACAGUGAGGAGGAAUUUGGCUCCGAGCGAGAUGAGUACCGAGAGAAGUCAGAGAGUGGAGGCAGCGAAUAUGGAACUGGACCAGGUCGGAAACGGAGGCGGAAGCACAGAGAGAAAAAGGAGAAGAAGACAAAGCGGCGGAAAAAGGGGGAGGGAGACGGGGGGCAAAAGCAGGUAGAACAGAAGUCAUCGGCGACUCUGCUUCUGACCUGGGGCCUAGAGGAUGUGGAACAUGUGUUCUCCGAGGAGGAUUACCACACACUCACCAACUACAAAGCCUUCAGCCAGUUCAUGAGGCCCCUGAUUGCGAAGAAGAAUCCUAAGAUCCCGAUGUCCAAGAUGAUGACCAUCCUUGGGGCCAAGUGGAGAGAGUUCAGUGCCAACAACCCCUUCAAGGGGUCGGCGGCUGCUGUGGCGGCUGCGGCAGCCGCGGCGGCCGCGGCAGUGGCCGAGCAGGUGUCAGCUGCUGUGUCAUCGGCCACCCCCGUAGCACCUUCCGGACCCCCCACCCUCCCACCGCCUCCUGUCGAUGCCCAGCCCCCACCCAUCCGAAGAGCCAAAACCAAAGAGGGCAAAGGUCCGGGCCAUAAAAGGCGGAGUAAGAGCCCCCGAGUGCCUGACGGACGCAAGAAGCUUCGGGGAAAGAAGAUGGCGCCGCUCAAAAUCAAACUGGGGUUGUUGGGUGGCAAGAGGAAGAAGGGAGGCUCGUAUGUUUUGCAGAGUGAUGAGGGCCCUGAGCCGGAGGCCGAGGAGUCAGACCUGGACAGCGGCAGCGUCCACAGCGCCUCGGGCCGGCCCGACGGGCCUGUCCGCACCAAGAAGCUCAAGAGAGGCCGGCCAGGGCGGAAGAAGAGGAAGGUCCUGGGCUGUCCCGCAGUGGCCGGGGAGGAGGAGGUUGACGGCUACGAGACAGAUCACCAGGAUUACUGCGAGGUGUGCCAGCAGGGCGGGGAAAUUAUUCUGUGUGACACCUGCCCUCGUGCCUACCACCUCGUCUGCCUUGAUCCUGAGCUGGACCGGGCUCCCGAGGGCAAAUGGAGCUGCCCCCACUGCGAGAAGGAGGGGGUGCAGUGGGAGGCCAAGGAGGAGGAGGAGGAGUACGAGGAGGAGGGAGAGGAGGAAGGCGAGAAGGAGGAGGAAGACGACCACAUGGAGUACUGCCGCGUGUGCAAGGACGGGGGCGAGCUCUUGUGCUGCGACGCGUGCAUCUCCUCCUACCACAUCCACUGUCUCAACCCGCCCCUGCCCGACAUCCCCAACGGGGAGUGGCUGUGUCCCCGCUGCACGUGCCCCGUGCUGAAAGGCCGCGUGCAGAAGAUCCUGCACUGGCGGUGGGGGGAGCCCCCCGUGUCUGUGCCAGCCCCCCAGCAGGCCGACGGGAACCCCGAUGCCCCACCACCCCGCCCUCUUCAAGGUCGAUCGGAGCGAGAGUUCUUUGUCAAGUGGGUAGGACUGUCCUACUGGCACUGCUCCUGGGCCAAGGAGCUUCAGUUGGAGAUCUUCCACUUGGUCAUGUACCGGAACUACCAGCGGAAGAACGACAUGGAUGAGCCCCCGCCCCUGGACUACGGUUCCGGCGAGGACGACGGGAAGAGUGACAAGCGCAAGGUGAAGGACCCGCACUACGCGGAGAUGGAGGAGAAGUACUAUCGCUUUGGCAUCAAGCCGGAGUGGAUGACCGUCCACCGCAUCAUCAACCACAGUGUGGAUAAAAAGGGGAAUUACCACUACCUAGUGAAAUGGAGGGACUUGCCCUACGACCAGUCCACAUGGGAGGAAGAUGAAAUGAACAUCCCCGAAUACGAAGACCAUAAGCAGAGCUACUGGAGACACCGAGAACUGAUUAUGGGGGAGGACCCCGCCCAGCCCCGCAAGUACAAGAAGAAGAAGAAGGAGCUGCAGGGCGACGGGCCCCCCAGUUCUCCUACUAACGACCCCACGGUGAAAUACGAGACCCAGCCGCGGUUUAUCACGGCCACGGGAGGCACACUGCACAUGUACCAGCUGGAGGGCUUGAACUGGCUGCGCUUCUCGUGGGCCCAGGGCACUGACACCAUCCUGGCUGACGAGAUGGGGCUGGGCAAGACCAUCCAGACCAUCGUCUUCCUCUACUCACUCUACAAGGAGGGCCACACAAAGGGUCCCUUUCUGGUGAGUGCCCCCCUCUCUACUAUCAUUAACUGGGAGCGGGAGUUCCAGAUGUGGGCACCCAAGUUCUACGUGGUGACGUACACGGGUGACAAGGACAGCCGGGCCAUCAUCCGCGAGAAUGAGUUUUCCUUCGAAGACAAUGCCAUCAAAGGUGGCAAGAAAGCCUUUAAGAUGAAGAGGGAGGCCCAGGUGAAGUUCCACGUUCUCCUGACAUCGUAUGAGCUGAUCACCAUCGAUCAGGCAGCACUCGGCUCCAUCCGCUGGGCCUGCCUCGUGGUGGAUGAAGCCCAUCGGCUCAAGAAUAACCAGUCCAAGUUUUUCAGGGUCCUCAAUGGCUACAAGAUAGAUCAUAAGUUGCUGCUGACAGGGACUCCGUUGCAGAAUAAUCUGGAGGAGCUCUUCCACCUGCUGAACUUCCUCACCCCGGAGAGGUUUAACAACCUGGAAGGCUUCCUGGAGGAGUUUGCUGACAUAUCCAAAGAAGACCAGAUUAAGAAACUGCACGACUUGCUGGGGCCGCACAUGCUGCGGAGGCUCAAGGCUGAUGUCUUCAAGAACAUGCCAGCCAAGACAGAGCUCAUCGUUCGGGUGGAGCUGAGCCCCAUGCAGAAGAAAUACUACAAGUACAUCCUGACUCGGAACUUCGAGGCCUUGAAUUCGCGAGGUGGCGGGAACCAGGUGUCUCUGCUCAACAUCAUGAUGGAUCUGAAGAAGUGUUGUAACCACCCCUACCUCUUCCCCGUGGCUGCUAUGGAGUCCCCCAAACUCCCCAGUGGGGCCUACGAGGGCGGGGCACUUAUUAAAGCAUCUGGCAAGCUCAUGCUCCUGCAGAAGAUGCUACGCAAGCUGAAGGAGCAGGGACACAGAGUUCUCAUCUUCUCGCAGAUGACCAAGAUGUUGGACCUGCUAGAGGACUUUUUAGACUACGAAGGUUACAAGUACGAGCGUAUCGAUGGAGGUAUCACGGGCGCCCUGAGGCAGGAGGCCAUCGAUCGGUUCAACGCUCCCGGGGCCCAGCAGUUCUGCUUCCUGCUGUCCACCCGAGCCGGGGGCCUGGGCAUCAAUCUGGCCACUGCCGACACGGUCAUCAUCUUCGAUUCUGACUGGAACCCCCAUAACGACAUCCAGGCCUUCAGCCGCGCUCACCGCAUCGGCCAGGCCAACAAGGUGAUGAUUUACCGGUUUGUGACUCGCGCGUCCGUGGAAGAGCGAAUCACGCAAGUGGCCAAGAGGAAGAUGAUGCUGACGCACCUGGUGGUCCGGCCCGGGCUGGGCUCCAAGGCGGGCUCCAUGUCCAAGCAGGAGCUGGAUGACAUCCUCAAAUUCGGCACCGAGGAGCUGUUCAAGGACGAGAACGAGGGGGAGAACAAAGAGGAAGACAGCAGCGUGAUUCACUACGACAACGAGGCCAUCGCGCGGCUGUUGGACCGGAACCAGGACGCGACGGAGGACACGGACGUACAGAACAUGAACGAGUACCUCAGCUCCUUCAAGGUGGCCCAGUACGUGGUGCGGGAGGAAGACAAGAUCGAGGAGAUCGAGCGGGAGAUCAUCAAGCAGGAGGAGAACGUGGACCCCGACUACUGGGAGAAGCUCCUGAGGCACCACUACGAGCAGCAGCAGGAAGACCUGGCCCGCAAUCUGGGCAAGGGCAAGCGGGUUCGCAAGCAGGUCAACUACAACGAUGCUGCUCAGGAGGACCAGGACAACCAGUCUGAAUACUCAGUGGGAUCAGAGGAGGAAGACGAAGACUUUGAUGAGCGUCCAGAAGGGCGUCGACAGUCAAAGAGGCAGCUCCGGAACGAGAAGGAUAAGCCGCUGCCUCCGCUGCUGGCUCGAGUUGGAGGCAACAUUGAGGUGCUAGGAUUCAACACCCGGCAGCGGAAGGCCUUCCUCAACGCCGUGAUGCGCUGGGGGAUGCCGCCGCAGGACGCCUUCACCACUCAGUGGCUGGUGCGCGACCUGAGGGGCAAGACAGAGAAGGAGUUCAAGGCCUAUGUGUCUCUGUUCAUGCGCCACCUCUGUGAGCCUGGGGCGGAUGGCUCGGAAACCUUUGCUGACGGUGUCCCUCGGGAGGGCCUGAGUCGCCAGCAAGUGCUGACCCGAAUUGGAGUGAUGUCUCUCGUCAAGAAGAAGGUACAGGAAUUUGAGCACAUCAAUGGGCGCUGGUCGAUGCCCGAGCUGAUGCCCGACCCCAGUGCCGACUCUAAGCGCUCCUCCAGAGCCUCCUCUCCUACCAAAACGUCUCCCACCACCCCGGAGGCUUCUGCUACGAAUAGUCCUUGUACUUCUAAGCCUGCUACUCCAGCUCCAAGUGAGAAAGGAGAUGGUGUGAGGACACCUCUUGAAAAGGAUGAAGCGGAAAACCAGGAGGAGAAGCCUGAGAAGAACAGCAAAACCGGGGAGAAGGCGGAGACCGAGGCCGAUGUCCCUAGCCCAGCCCCAUCGCUUGGGGAGCGGCUGGAGCCAAGGAAGAUUCCUCUAGAGGAGGAGGUGCCAGGAGUCCCUGGAGAAAUGGACCCUGAACCUGGGUACCGGGGGGACAGAGAGAAGUCAGCCACAGAGUCGACGCCAGGAGAGAGGGGGGAGGAGAAGCCGUUGGAUGGACAGGAGCACAGGGAGAGGCCGGAGGGGGAAACAGGGGAUUUGGGCAAGAGAGAAGACACGAGAGGGGAGCGGGAGCUGCGGCCGGGGCCUCCUCGGGACGAGCCGCGGCCCAACGGGCGGCGCGAGGAGAAGGCGGAGAAGCCGCGGUUCAUGUUCAAUAUCGCAGACGGAGGCUUCACAGAGCUUCACACGCUGUGGCAGAAUGAGGAACGGGCAGCCAUUUCCUCGGGGAAACUCAAUGAGAUCUGGCACCGAAGACAUGACUAUUGGCUUCUGGCCGGGAUUGUCCUCCAUGGCUACGCCCGGUGGCAGGACAUCCAGAAUGACGCUCAGUUUGCCAUCAUCAAUGAGCCGUUUAAAACUGAAGCCAAUAAGGGGAACUUUCUGGAGAUGAAAAAUAAGUUCCUGGCCCGGAGAUUCAAGCUCCUGGAGCAGGCGCUGGUGAUCGAGGAGCAGCUUCGGCGGGCGGCCUACCUGAACCUAUCGCAGGAGCCGGCGCACCCCGCCAUGGCCCUCCACGCCCGCUUCGCCGAGGCCGAGUGCCUGGCCGAGAGCCACCAGCACCUCUCCAAGGAGUCGCUGGCGGGGAACAAGCCGGCCAACGCCGUCCUGCACAAGGUUCUGAACCAGCUGGAGGAGUUGCUGAGCGACAUGAAGGCGGACGUGACCCGCCUGCCGGCCACGCUGUCCCGAAUACCCCCCAUCGCAGCCCGCCUGCAGAUGUCCGAGCGCAGCAUCCUCAGCCGGCUGGCCAGCAAGGGCACGGAGCCUCACCCCACACCGGCCUUCCCUCCGGGGCCCUACGCUACGCCUCCGGGGUACGGGGCGGCCUUCAGCGCCGCCCCCGCCGGGGCCCUGGCCGCCGCAGGCGCCAACUACAGCCAGAUGCCAGCAGGCUCCUUCGUCACAGCCACCACCAACGGCCCUCCAGUGCUGGUGAAGAAGGAGAAGGAAAUGGUGGGGGCACUGGUGUCAGACGGGCUGGAUCGGAAGGAGCCCCGAGCCGGGGAGGUGAUCUGUAUAGACGACUGACCGGAUCGCAGGCCUGCGCAUCACCCAGGUCCCGUGCCCGAGGCCGACCCCCAGCUCAGGCUCUGGGACCGGCUGCCAAUCCUCCACCUUCCCCACCCCUUGGGCCGCCUCUGGGCUAGGAGCCACUCUGCCCCUCUCUGCGACUCCUCUCUUCAGGAAGGGCCCUUUGUCUGUCUCCACUCCCGUGCACCUUUCCCACCGCGCUUUGAAGACCGUGCUGGCGAGAAGAGGUCUGGGUGGGAGGCGGUGAAGCAGGGUCUUCCAAGUAUCUUCAUCCCCCACCGAACGUACACAGCUUCCCAAGAAGUGGUUGGGGGGGCGGAAAGAGGUGGAGCCUCCCCUGUCUUCACUCCUGCAAUACAAGCUCCAUCCACAGAAGUGGGGGGAUUAGCCUCACCUGGCCUUUAGGAACUGUGGUGGGGAGAAGAGCUUGCAAGAGAGGAGGGGGACUUCAGAGAGGGAGGAAGGGAAGAGGAGGGGGGGCUGCAUGUUUCCUUCCCCUACCUCUCCCCAAAAGGAGGGUGGAGCAGUUACAAGGGAGGGAGUCGAUUGCUGUUCAGCCUCAGAAUAAAGGCGCCACUCACUGGCUCAGUUACCUCCUGCGUACCGGCAUCUUGUGUUGGGGGGGGUCUUCUCCUCUCCCUAGGGACCAGGGACCCCCCCCCACACACACACACAAAGAGAGUGAUGGUUGGGCGAUACUCCCUCAAGCCAAAGAGGAGCUCCCCAAUCUGUUCUAGGGACCCGGGUCACCUAGAAAGGGUGGGAGAAAAUGCUACAGGCCAGAAGUGGGGGAGCCCCCAGACCCGGGGCUCAGGUUCUUGGAGUACUUCUACCCUCCCUCCUGAAGGCCUAGAUACGGACUGAAUUUGAGUGGAUCAGGCAGGGGGUGUAGUCGGGGGGCUGCCUUGCCUUUGGGACCAGAACAAAAUAGUGGAGGGCAGCCUGGGGAGACACGGGCAUGUCCUCCUCCCCAGGAAGGGCCGGGGAGAGUGGCAGUUUGCAUGGCGAACCCCCCACUUCCUCUUCGCUGCCCCUUCACUUUCUCGCUGCCCCUUUCCCAGGCUCUUCACACCCACUCCUGGGCUGUCCCAACCCCCUCUUCUGUAUCAGGUGUAUUGGUUGUACAUAUAAAUUAUACUUUCCUUUC
Molecule: messenger RNA, 7413 nt
Organism: Callorhinus ursinus (northern fur seal)
Lineage: Eukaryota; Metazoa; Chordata; Mammalia; Carnivora; Otariidae
Gene: CHD3
Product: chromodomain helicase DNA binding protein 3
Biological process (GO): chromatin remodeling
Cellular component (GO): NuRD complex; nucleus; chromatin
Molecular function (GO): ATP binding; ATP hydrolysis activity; chromatin binding
Source: RefSeq, a predicted model, not a curated record